This is a messenger RNA of Polyodon spathula (Mississippi paddlefish), 2406 nucleotides long. RefSeq names its product GRIP1-associated protein 1-like. Gene Ontology annotation, biological process: regulation of modification of synaptic structure; regulation of recycling endosome localization within postsynapse; neurotransmitter receptor transport, endosome to postsynaptic membrane. The transcript is spliced from 11 exons. Gene Ontology annotation, cellular component: postsynaptic recycling endosome; glutamatergic synapse; extrinsic component of postsynaptic early endosome membrane. Lineage: Eukaryota; Metazoa; Chordata; Actinopteri; Acipenseriformes; Polyodontidae. The coding region runs from base 1 to 1122 and encodes 373 amino acids. The record is from RefSeq and is a predicted model, not a curated record.
AUGGCUCAAGCGGCCUCGGAAGAGGAGUUUCAUCGGAUGCAGGCACAGCUUCUGGAGCUGAGGACCCAGAACUACCAGCAAUCGGACGACUUGAGCAAGAACACAGCUGAGCUCAACGCAUCCCGACAAAAGAACUUCUCUAAAGAAAAGGACCUAACCAAAGCUCUGAAGGAAACCAUUGAGAAGAAUUUACUGGAAAAGCAAGACGAGAUCAGAGCUCUGCAUGAAGAGCACGCUGCCCGGCUGCAGGAAAUCGAGGACACUGUGGAUGGACAGAGGAUCCUGGAGAAGAAAGACCUGAAGAGACAGCUUCAGCUGGAGAGGAAACGAGCAGACAAGCUUCAGGAGAGGCUGCAGGAAAUCCUAACCAACUUCAAAACAAAGACAGGUCUGGAGGAUCUGGUCCUGUCUGAAAUCCACUCUUCCAGCCACGCCCAGGCAGGGAACAGCAGCAGCUGCCUCUUUCAGCUACCGGGAGAUGAUGAAAGAAGGGACAGCAACACAAAGCAACAGCAAGUCGAACACAGGCAGCCCUCAAUCCAUGCGUCCUGCAGAGCUGUCCUGGGGAGCUGUUUCAGAGGCUGGCUGAAGUCCAGCAGGAGAAGUGAAUGCUGGAGAGAGGACGUGUCAGUGGCCGCUGCAGGGACCCACGGCGGCAACCAUGAUCACCCAGAGCGAGGCAUUCUGGGAACCGUCCUGCGAGAUCUGGUCAAGCCGGGCAACGAGAACCUGAGAGAGAUGAACAAGAAGCUGCAGAACAUGCUGGAGGAGCAGCUCACCAAGAACAUGCACCUGCAGAAGGAUCUUGAAAUCCUGUCUCGGGAAAUUGUCCUAUUGAGUAAGGAGUGCUCCUCGACUCACGUCAGGGACCAAUAUCAGACACGAACGGCUAGAGGCAGCCUGGACCAACCCACAGCUCCCCCCAUCUCCGCGCUCUCCCUCCCUGUUCCCACGGUUACAGAACCCCGCAGUAAAGAGGACUGUACCACUGCACUAGAGGAGAGGGGGGACUAUAGACUCUCUGAAAAUAUAGCCAGGGAUACUUCAUUCAGAGGCACACAAGGAAUUGAGCGCUUGUCGAUCAAACGGUUUCUUCUUCAAACACAUCUGAGAGCAUCAUGAGGAGGGAACGGACAACUUGAAUGACCAGAUUCAACCUGGCAGUACGUUUUAAACCCUGCUUCGUGACCCUCGUUGCAAAAGUAAGAAAGUUGGCAGGCAGGAGAGCUGCUUUUUUGUCUGCAGAGUGUUGUUCGCCUGUAUAAAGACUGAUGCAAAGACUGAAUACAAAAACUAAUACAAAGACUGAAAUAAUGCAGUCGAGAAAUGCACCAGUAUUUUUGUUUUUUUUCUCUUCAAUUUUUGUUAGAAGUUUGUUUAUUGAGGGAGUCUGUAACAGGUUCUCCAUCAGCCUGGUUCUUUAUAACAGAUCCCUUCCAUUUGUACAGCACCCUAAACCCGGGAGUCAGUGAAGCAGGAUUCAACAUGCAUCACAGUCCUGUUCUGAAAACCCUUUAUUGGGGUCUGCAGCUGAAAAGUUUUGCUCCAAUGCAGAUUUCUAUAAGGUAAGAGCUGUCAGCUUGGAGUGUGUCUAUGGUCUUACAUAGUUAGUUUACCCUCUGCCUCCCCUAUUGCCACUACCACCUGGGACCACCUGAUGAACCAGUCUUUAUCGGAUGAUAACGACAGCGUAGUAAAUCUGCACCUUUGCAUGCUGUAAUAUAUACAAGAUGCAUCUUCCUGUUGCUGGUCCGAAUUCCACCAGUCUUUAAAACAAAAUAGGAAUACAAAAUUGAGUCCGCCUGGUCUGCCCACGUCAUUGACAGUGCUAUGGCGUUUUUUUUUUUUUUUUUUUUUAAAUCCACUUAUACCCUAUUGUGCAACAGCCAAUAAACCGCUGGGGGUGCUAAACUGCUGUACUUAAUAAGAACAGGAGAAUGAAGAGGAGCAAAGAAAACUGGAAAAGUCCUGUGAGAUUCUAAAUCCGCGCACACAAACGCAGAGCUCCGAAACUGGACGAUUUCUGAGUCUUAUCAGCAAAGACAGUGGAGAAGUUUAGCAAUUCCGCAACCAGGCACACUCUCUGCAGAACACACGCGCUUCACCUGGCCAAUGAAUUGUAAUUUAAAUUGUGUGAUCUUUUUCAAAUUUAUUUUAGUACUGAGUUUCAACAGAUAAAGAAAGAAAGCAGUAUGAAAAAAAUAAAGAAUGAAAUAAAGAAAGAAAGGAAGCGCUGGGCUGCGGUGUGGACGGCAGUGGGUUUGAGGAGCUCAGUGGUUAGAUAGAGAAAGCGCUGGGCUGCAGUGUGGAUGGCAGUGGAUUUGAGGAGCUUAGUGGUUAGAUAAAGAAAGCGCUGGGCUGCAGUGGGAAGGCAGUGGGUUUGAGGAGCUCAGUGGUUAGAGAAAG